Centropristis striata (black sea bass) is the source of this 688-nucleotide messenger RNA. RefSeq names its product small integral membrane protein 8 (gene smim8). Bases 115 to 396 code for a protein of 93 amino acids. The transcript has 2 exons. The record is from RefSeq and is a predicted model, not a curated record. Lineage: Eukaryota; Metazoa; Chordata; Actinopteri; Perciformes; Serranidae.
CUCAAAAGAAGAAGAAGUAAACAUGGCAGCGUUCAUGGACGCAGCAUAACUUAGCUUCAGAUGCCCCUUUGCCGAGUUUCUCCUGAGAACGGUCUUUUGUAGGGUGGAGCAGACAUGUCAGAUAAAGAGGUCGGAAAGGAGAGCCCUGGGGGGAAAGGGUACAGGACCCCGGGGCUGAGGAGCGCACAGACCACGACGAUGUUCCGAGCUUUCAACCCUGAACUGUUCAUAAAACCUAAUAAACCAGUGAUGGCGUUUGGACUGGUGACCAUCACCUUGUGUGUGGGCUACCUGGGCUAUAUGCACGCAAUGAAAGAGAACGACCAGCAGCUAUACGAGGCAAUCGACAGCGAAGGAGACAAAUACAUGAGGAGGAAGACUUCAAAAUGGGACUGAUGGCACAGAAUGUGCUAUAACAUGUUUGUGGAUGCUUAUGCACUGUAAGGACAGAGUGAAUUAAACCUGACUUGGUUGGAAAAGGGACAUUUAUUAAACAUUUCCAAUCUGUAAAUUAUAUGAAAAGAUGCUAAUAAAAGAUGUUCACUGAUGAACCUGCUUUUCUUUUGGACUGUUGGCCAGAUGAAGGAAGGCAUUUGAAGAUGUCUACCGUGAGCUCUGGGAACUUGUAAUGAACACUUCAACUAAUUAAUGUCGUUCAUAAUGCUGAUUAAAAAAUAUUGAUAAAUUA